Molecule: messenger RNA, 7228 nt
Organism: Gryllus bimaculatus (two-spotted cricket)
Lineage: Eukaryota; Metazoa; Arthropoda; Insecta; Orthoptera; Gryllidae
Source: the annotation of a GenBank genome assembly
AUGGGAGACAACUUUCGCAAAGUGUGGUCCAUUCCUCAGCAGAGGAAAUGGAAGUCAGCGGAUGCAGUUUUUCAACUCAGCAAAAGCGAAAUGCGAAAUCAGAGUCCUGAGGAUAUCCUUUGCGAGGCUCUGCACUUCUUCUACCAGCCCCCGCCGCCUAUUUCGUGGGUUCCGCCGUUGGUCGGCAUGCGGUGGAGUAAUGACUCCAUUCAGUCAGACAGUUCAUCCGGAUCGGCGGAUGUGUACGAGCUAUUCUUCCCGAGCAACUUGCCCCGACGCCUGCAGGAAGCCGAAGCGAGGAGUCUUCCAAUCCAUAGUCUUCUUGACUUACUCUCUGACGACGACGACAGCAUCCACGACAAGGACAUGCCUCGAAUGUGUUGUGUGCCACUUUGUUCUUCCAACUAUAGAUCCCAGGGAGGGCCUACUGUUACAACGUUUGCUUUCCCCAAAAAUGUAGAUCGGAGAGAAUUGUGGCUUAAAUGUAUUCCAAGAGAAAAUUUUGUUCCUGGAAAUUCUGCAGCUGUGUGUAUUAAACAUUUUAAGGAAGAGUACAUUGUUCGAGAAGUUUCUGCCACUAGGGAUGAUGGUACAAUUUUAGUUGUUCGUCGAGAUAGGCCAAAAUUAUCUGAAGACGCCUAUCCAUCAAUAUUUGAAGAUACUAGUAAAACUUGCAAUCGUAGAAAAAAACUUCCCAUUAGAAGAGGAAGAGGGACCACAACAAAAAAUGAAGAAGAUGUGAUAGAUGAACCACCUCCAUCCACUCCACCAAAGACUGAACCCACUCUGAUUGACAUAGAGAUUUCAACCCCCUCGCCAUCUGAGAAGCAACUAAAGAGAGAGAAGUCAGACACAGAGCAGACCCCUAAGUUAUUGGAGCCUGAUGUGACAAUACAAGAGGAGACAACACAAGGUGAAAGCUCUUACACUAUUUCUGUGUGAGGCGCGUCGGCGGUGGUGACGUGCGACGGCGGGCGCGUGUACAAGACGGUGAUCCACACGGGGCAGGCGCUGUACUCGUGCGAGCUGUGCCCCGCGCUCUUCACCAGCUACUUCCACCUGGAGGAGCACGAGCGGGUGCACCCGGACCCGCGGCCCGCGCCCGCGCCCCACUCGGAAGUUGUGCAUGGCUACGCGUAUUUCGCAGGGCGGCCGGCAGCCGCGGCGGCGCUGGAGUGCCCCGUGUGCCAGGAGCGGCUGGCGUCGGCGGCAGCGCUGCGCGCGCACCGCCGCUCCCACGCCGGCGGCGCCAAGCGGCACUGCUGCGACGCGUGCGGCAAGUGCUUCGCGCGCGCGUCGAAGCUGCGCGUGCACCAGCGCGUGCACACCAACGAGCGGCCGUUCGCCUGCGACACGUGCGGCGCGCGCUUCACGCAGCGCGGCAACCUCAACAUCCACCGGCGCACGCACUCGGGCGAGCGGCCCUUCCGCUGCGACGCGUGCGGCGCCGCCUUCAUGCAGCCCGCGCACCUCAAGGUGCAUCAGCGUCGCCACACCGGAGAGCGCCCUUAUGCAUGUGGGCUGUGCCCUGCCACCUUCAGCCACCAGGGCACGUUGAAUGUGCACAAGCGCCGGCAUGCGGGCAAGCGACCCUUCCUGUGCGAGGCUUGUGGUGUUGCGUUCAUCACACUCUCUGAGCUGAAGACACACAAGCGGCGUCACACAGGCGAGCAGCCCUACCGCUGUGAGGUGUGCGGCGCUGCCUUCACUCAGGUGGGCAGCCUCAACACACACCGCCGAAGACACAACGUCACUCCUGCAACCCUGUAGUUCUUCUUCACUUUUUGAAUGGAAUGGAACCAGCACUGCGAAUUGGCAUUGCCACCAGAACAGUCUUGUCAGCCCUUAGUUCCUAUUCCUUUCUUCUCAUAUGAUCUGGAACCAACAACCUCAUGUCCGCCACAACUCACUUGGGCUCUUAACUGUAACAGUAUUUUAAGCAUCUGUUCUUGUUUGCUUUCUUUUCAUAUGUUCUCAAACAUAAUGUCCAAACUAUUUCAAACAUCUGUUCUUUUUUACUUUCUUUUCAUAUGUAUGAAUUUCACAUCAUUUCGUAGUCAGACAUUACUUUGUCAACUCAGUGUGUGUCAACUUCAUGCUUCAUGAACGACCAGUGGUCUGUGGGGUUGAAACCAUGAGCAGCUCUGGCUGUGCUUCCUCAUGGACAUAAGUUUAGAAACCUUAGUCUCCAGAACUAACUAACAUGCCUCCACAACACAUUGCUGGCCCCCUCAGACGAGACUCCAUCUGCUCAAUCUCCACAACAAAAGACUCCAAAGCCCCACCAAUCCCAUCACCAACUCUUGCCAGAAAGCCUUUUACUCCACAUGCCAUCUCCAUUCCCUUCCUAAAGAUCCACUUCCAUUACUUUAAACUAACAACUUAAUACCCGACCACAAAUAGAACCAUAUCUUCAUUUCAACCACAGACAUUAUUGACACUUAGAACUCAAUCAAAGAUAUAUAGAAGACCACCACUUAAAAACUGUAUGCACUCUUCACAAAGGACAAUUCAGUCAUCUCUCCAGAACCAUGACUGCAUGUCAAGUUGGACUGCCAGACUCAUCGAACUCCAGACACACACCAACCUUUAACUUCUUUUCUUCUUUGCCCCACCAGUUUUUAUUGUAGCACCUAGAGAUGUGCUACAAACUUUGUCCUCAGAGGUCUUCUGUCCAAAGCAAAACUACAAAACAUAAGAAGCAAAUGAUAGAUGAAAAGGUUAACUGCUCUCAUGAGACUAAAAUACUAUGAGAAAACUGUUACAAAACUCACCUUGAACUGUAUGGCAGCAUCCACACCCCUAUGUCACCAUGCAGGAUGCUGACCAUAUACAGAACUCACCUUCAGCAAUUGCACCAAAUAGGAGAUCCAUAGAUCCCUCUGUCAAAACAGCAAGUUUACUUAUCUAGAUGUGUACCAAUGGGCAAAUAACGGAAAGGUGUUAAACCCAUGAUAGGUUUGCAACAAACAAAUAUAUUUACAUUUAAAAUAGAAUUAUGCCCGGAGACCUGAGACUACUGCCUUUCUAGCCCCAAUUAUAACCACUUAGUCUGUCCCAAUUCUUAAACCUCAAACCAUGUCUCAGACACCACAAUCGCAACAUUGCACAUCCUGAUAUUCACAACUGCAACAUACCAAAUCCUAAAAGAACUAUUUUCUCUACUGCUAUUCUUCAAACAUAAAAGACUCCUUACAAACAAUAUAUCUGUCUCCUCCUUGACAAUCUUAAUGACAGAGAUUGCACUACAAAAGCAAUUAAAGUCAUUAGUAUCCUGAAUUAAAUGGUUUCUUCUAUUUCUUAAACCUUUCCUCAUGGAAUGCCCAAGGCAGUUAGAGUGAGAAGAAAACCCUCCUAAUCUAAUUUAUUUAUUUCAUUUUAUUUAGCAAUUAAAUGGAAAAUUAGUCCAAAUAUGAUAAAAAAAGAAUAUUAUUACCGAAGUAGAAGAAUGCAAUGUUGACUACAAAGCAUAACCGAAAUACAGAAUAAACACUAUUCAUGUUGUUUAAGUAUUACUGUAGGUCAACAAAAACUUCAUUGAGUGAUUUAAAAAUAUCGAUAUUAAAUGCAAUAACAAGAUUGCGCAUUUUAUUUGUCUGGUUGUUGUCUAUGUAAUUGAAGUUAUAAAUAGAUGAAAAGAUAUUAUUUUAUCUUGUACUAAUUUUAUUGGGAAUAUCAAACUGUAAUUGAGCCAAAAUAUCAGGACAGUCAAUAUUUCUAAUUAUAAAGGUCAAAACAGUAAAGAAAAGAAACUUUUUUGGGAGGGGGAAUAGUAUUAAAGUGCCUAGUUUUGAAGCAAAAUGUCAGAAUUUAAAAAAAAUUACCUUUGAAAUGUUUUGAUAAAAAUUUGAUACGUUCAUCCUCAUAGAUGGUUGAUAUAUCAGUGAAAUCAGUGAUGUAUGGGGUGAGUGAUGAAGGGUUUCUGAUAUAUGUGUCAGUUAAAUAACUGAAGAAUUUAAGCUGAACACUUUUUACCCAUUUAAUAUAAAAAAUAUAGGAGACCAAACACUUGAUGCAUACAUGAGUGUGGGUUUAACUAAAUGAAGGUAUAAAUUUCUCAAGAUUUGGAAAGAAUUGAGUGUUUCCCAAAAGAAAACUCCAAAGGUAUCCAUCCUUUUACUAGAGACCUAAGUCGAAUCUAACAUCUCAGACGACCUCAACUACUGCCCUACUACAAGGUUACCUACUGAAACCUCAAAUCUCACUGCCUCUGACCUAACAAUCCUCUUGAAACUUCCGUACACCUUUAUCCUUGUAGACCACCUCAACAGCAAAUACAAUGGGAAUGCAUAUCCACCAAUUGAAAUGGACUCAUACUAGAGCCCUUCGUUGGCAACCAACCAUCUGCCUUGUCCUUGCUAAAACGUCGACAAAAUUAUCUUUUUCAGUCGCACCCUACUUCUUGAUUCUAUCAUCAUCCAAACACAAUUUGGUCUCUGAGAGGGCUGCUCAGAGGCCCUGCAAUUUGUAAGCCACCCGCUCAGAGUUAAAAGGAAACAGCUACAUCAUUCAACUGCAGAAUGACCCUCUAUAGUUUCAACUUGUAGACCUUGGAGCAUUCUGUAAUAGACCCAUCCAAAUCUCAAGCAACCCUGAUCUCUUACUGAAUAGCUGCAUCCAAUUGUCCAUUCUUAUCAAUAGUGCUAAUACCUAUUCCAUGGAAAAGUCAUAUCAAAUAUCUUUGUUUUACCUUCUUCUAAACAUUCCUUUGUUCCCAACACAUCUAACUAACUUCCAUAAAAGCCUACCACUUAACAAAUUAUCUAUUCCAACUCUUCUCCCACACAAUCAAGAAAAAUAUCAUCUUUAACGCUUACAGCUGGCCUAUCGUAACACCCACCACUCCUCCCAAACAAAACCUGAAUAAAAACAUCAUAAUCAUUCAUGAUUAUGAUUCCAUGAAAGCCCACACCCCCUCACCCAUAUUCAUUAACCAGUAACCACCUACAUCUAGAACUACUCAAUCAAUCCGUUUUAGAAAACCUAAUAAAUUUCCACCACCAUAUCCUCAAAAAUCCACCCAGUUAAGCCCAUAAAAAGCAUUCCCUUCAUGCCUUGCACUUUAAUUCUUUUUCCCAUGUAAUAAAAAUCAAGAGGGCAGAUUGGAACAAGAAAACAGACCACAACUAAUUAUCAGGCCAAAAGACUCACUUCAAAAACACAACCCGCACUGCUAUUAGCAGUAUCGUCUCAUCCCAGAACCUACCUUAUUCCAAGUCAACCAUAAUUCAUCUCUUGCCCCUUCCUGAGCAUUCACAGAUACUAAUAAAAAAAAAUAAAAAAAUCUCACCAACUUAUGUAGUAUCCAAAUCCUAGUAAUGAAGACAGGUGUUCUCUCAGUAACAGCGUGAUGUAAGAAGCAAUUCGACAUCUUUACUUUACUUCAAUUCAGAUUUGUUGCAAUUCACCCCACGUUAUGGUACUUUCCUCUUUAAACCCUGCAAUGUAUCUAUUCUUAUCCACACAAUGAAAGUCACAAUUUAAUUCUAUCACCCACCUAUGUUUCUUGUGAAUAUCCUGUCACCGGUGGAAUUCCAACACUGGCCUUCCCUUGAAACCACCUACCAACCAACAAUGCCUUAGGUAUUCUCCUCCUCCAAGAGACUUGUCUGUAAUCCCACUUUUCCUUCAGCAACCCAAAUUGCCAUCUAACUUGCAUCAUAACAUAAAGCCUCAUGUACCAUAAAUGCAGAAUUGGUGUAGAUUCUUUAAAUCUAAAAAAUUUAACUAUGGUGUUUAGACGUGCUUCCUUCACUCAUUGCUGAGUGCCAAUCAAACAUCUUUUGUGAGAAAAAAUUACUAUAGUGCUCUGGACAGCUUAAUGUUUGUCUUUGAAGAAAGAAUUAAUAGGAGACAACUGUAAAAGCCUUUUAUUUCUGUGCUCCUACACCUCCAACAGACAGAAUAGGGCAUACAAAGAAAUGAGAAUGCAAGUCAUGGGAAGAAAUAUUUUAUCGGUAAAAGUGAAUCUUGCUUUUUGUAAGAUAAAAGUAGAAAUUAUUGUUCAAAUAUUUUUAACAUCCAUUUCUCAUUGUGAAGGAAACAAAGUAUUUCAACUUCGACAUUCAUAUAGUUGAUAGACAAUGCUGUGCUGUGGACUAUGAAACACGAACAAGCAAAUAAAAUACAUUGCAUUUGAUUUUAAAAGCUGAAAUUAAUAAAACAAUCAAAAAGACAAUGUUUUUUCAAUGCCAAUUUUUGAAUCUUAAAAAAAUUGUUUUCAGUCAUUUGUUCCUGUUGCUCUGAAUAAUGGAAAAGUUUUUGGAAACUUUGAUCUAUUUUACUUUUCUUUGUAUGCAAAUUAAUUCUGAAAAUAAUUUGUUUUGUGAUUUGACAGUGAAAUUUGUAAUUGAUUUUCAAUUGCCUUUUUGUUCAGUAACAUUUGUUUGGAGUGCUAUUGUUCAUUUGAAUUAAUUUUUUUUUUAAUUUGAGAGAAUUUGAAUUGAAUUAAUGUCAUGUAUUUGUGAACAGAUGAAUUUUUAUUGUUGCCCUGUGCAGUAAGAUUUUUUAAACAAAUGUGACCUACAUAUCACAGAUAAUAUUUUUACCGAUUUAUUUAUUAAGAUUUUUAGAAGUUUAUGAAAGAGUUUUUAUACAGCAGUUUUGUUUUUUCUCACGUAACUGUAGGCUAAAUACUCUUGUAAGGUGCUGUUUAGAAUGUGAGAUAAACAUGUGUUCUACUUUGUAUAUAUUGUAUGAGUUACUGUUGUACCUGCAUGUAAUUAAUAUACUGAAAAUAUAUUAAAUUUGCUUCAAUGAUUUCUUUUAUAUUUAAAUAUAACUUUUACUCAUGAAUAAAAUGAGUUUCUUGGAAACCUUGUGCAAAACAAAUACUUCAGUAUUGAUUUCUUCAUUAACAAGACAGUGAAUGUGAUCUUCACCUUUUGUGAACUGAACUAAACAUGAAAUGUUAUCUAUGUACCAAAGGUGUUACGGUUUCUAACGAUCAUGUAGUGACAAGAAUUCUGGGGACCUUUGGCCCAUGAUCAUUAGAACCAGUGAAAGUCAAUGGUUCGUACAAGAUAUUGAUUUACCUUAAUUUAAUGAUUCAGAUUUACAUCUUUACUAAUUAACUAGAUGUUAACUUGACUCGGUUUGGCUUUUCAUAUUUCCGUCCCAAAAUUCCCGCAAUAAGAGAUCACUUGGUAUCAUUCAACAGUUUUCAUGUUUCCAUGGUAACCAAGAUCCAGUUCCAGUAACAUUUAUAUUGAGCACCGUAUCGAAGACA